UAUUGAUGCAGAAAAUGGUUUCAAAAAUUGUACUCUUAUUACUGUCGUUGUUUGGAAAUGUGUUCCUGAACCCUAGUGACACUGACGACUUUUCUGUGGUUUCCACUAGCAAAAGCCCACCUAAAUUUGACGCCAUCGUAAACAACCCUUUCUUUGUACGAGUGGAAUUACCGUUAGAAAUGCGCACUAUACUUGACGCAUUAAAAGAAUCGGUAAGUAACCUGCAAAACAUAAAGCGGGAAAUUAUCGAAGUAGUCGAAAACGUUGUAGAAAACAAAAUCAGUAUUUACGACGCAGGCCUAAAAGAGCAAUUAUCCCAAACAAAAACCGAAAUUGUGUCAGAAACGAAAGAAAAUGUUAAACGCCAAUUAACAGAGGCAAAGAAUGAAAUGACGAUCCAGAUGAACGCCGUAAAAGAAUCGGGAUUUUCGCUUUGUUCUAUCAUCGAAAAGAAACUCACUGAAACAAAAAAUGAAGUACUUGAUGAAAUGAGCAACCAAAGAGAAUCAACGAAGCUAAUUCUUUCCGAAAGCGAAAAACGCAUCGCGGGAAUAGAAUCACACGUGCAAACUCAUUUUACCAAUCUGGAAAAUCAGUUGAAAAAAACGAAACAAGAAAUUGUGGCAGAAACAGAAGAAAAUUUUAGAUUGCAAAUAACUGAAGCGAAAAAUGAAGUACUUGCUAAAAUAAACGUUUCAAGCGAAUUGACAAAGCUCUCUAUUUCUAAACAUGAGCAACUUACUUCAGAGAUGCAGUCGGAAAUUAGAAUUCAGAUUAAAGAAGUAGAAGCCAUUCUUAACACCUCUGGCGCUUUCAACGAAAUUAAUAACAAAGUAAUCAAUAUAAACGCACAAGAACAGACCGCCAAAGAGCAACUUGCGGAAACAAGCAAGAAAAUUAUUCAGCAAAUGGGAGAACUGGGAGAAACACAAAUAGCAGUUGUUUCUAAUUUCACGCAAAAACUGACUAAAACCAACGGAAUGGUUGACGAAAUAAAGGCUCUGCUUUUAAACAACGAAAACCUUAUCGAAAAAAAUACAGUCAAAUAUGCAAGCUCAGUUUACAGAGGCCAAAACCGAGAUCUCCCAAUUACAGGACUUGAACGAAGUUAAAAACCAACUGGCGAAAACUCAGGAGAAGAUUCUUACAGAAAUUCAAGACUGUAAAUCUGUACCAAGGGACUGUAGAGAAGUUCAGAAGAGGGGAUAUAACACUUCCGGCAUUUUUCGCAUACAACCUAUGCUUUCCUUGCAAAGUUUUCUAGUUUGGUGCGACUUGUCAACUCGAGAAGGAGGGUGGACCUAUGUCGUUAAUCGAUUUGAUGGGUCACAAAAUUUUUACCUUAACUGGACCGAUUAUAAGCAAGGUUUUGGUAAUCUUUCGGGAGAAUAUUGGCUAGGUUUAGAUCAUCUCUACGAACUGACAAAUAGUAAACGAACCGAGUUGUUGUUCGAACUUGUCGACUGGGAUUUGAAAAAGGUUUAUGCGCUGUAUGACGAUUUUCAGAUAGGAAACGAAUUUGAAAUGUAUCGUGUGAAAACUUUGGGAAAGUAUACAGGGGAUGCUGGAAACUCUUUUUAUCCACAUCAGAAUGCGAAUUUUAGUACCGCCGAUAAUGAGCACUCGGAAACGUGUGCAGCCUAUUUCGAAGCUGGCUGGUGGUACGUAGAUUGCCAUGCUGGUUGCGUGACUUGCAAAUAUCAACGUGAUCUCGAUGAAGCAAGAACUCAUCGCCCUUUCUCAGGAAUCAAGUGGAACAGCUUUCACGGUUUCAACUAUAGUCUUAAAGAAGCGAGGAUGUUGAUAAGACCACGGCUUGGAUAUGUACCUAUAUGACAUUUUUACAUGCCGCGCGUAAACUAACAUUUUAAAAAUAUUGGUUAUGUCGAUUUUAGGUUGAAUAUAAAGCACUUUAUUAUACUAUAUAUUAAUAUAGUACUUUAGUUAAACUUCGGACGUCAUCUCAAAGUUGCUCCUAGUAAUUUCUGUACCUAUCAGAUGUGCAACAUAUUAUAUAUCUAAACUCGUGAAUUAGUAAUCUACACGUAUUUAACACUGUAUGCAUGUAGAUUUUUUGAAAACUAUUCAAAAUUGCAGGACGUAAUUUUAUCAUUCCAUCGAUGUGUUGAUAUUUUGUAUUUGUUGAUUUAUUUAGGUCAUCAUCAUUAUGGUAUUUAUGUUAAAUCAUUACGGACUAAUAAGAUUUCAUGUGUUCAUACCUUACUUGCACUUGACAUCAUCUCCAAAAUCUUAUUUGUGUGUUGUGGCCCUUUAUUUAAACUUUAGAACAAAAUUACAAACAUUGUCACCCACAUUAGCAUUAAACUACUAAACACUAAUACUAAACUAAGUUAUAGACACACUUAAAUAAUUCUAAACAAUUUACGCCUAUUCUGUGGAAAUUUUCAAAAAUAAUAUGU
This is a messenger RNA of Zophobas morio, 2420 nucleotides long. RefSeq names its product angiopoietin-related protein 1-like. Lineage: Eukaryota; Metazoa; Arthropoda; Insecta; Coleoptera; Tenebrionidae. The record is from RefSeq and is a predicted model, not a curated record. The coding region runs from base 1048 to 1836 and encodes 262 amino acids. The transcript has 4 exons.